AAAAAUGCUCGGGUUGUUUCCAUCGAUGGUUAUGAAGAUGUUCCGACAAAUGAUGAGAAGUCAUUGAAGAAGGCUGUGGCAAAUCAACCUGUUAGUGUCGCCAUUGAAGCUGGGGGCAGAGCUUUUCAACAUUACCAGUCGGGUGUUUUCACUGGACUGUGUGGAACGGACCUAGACCAUGGAGUUGUUGCUGUUGGGUACGGUACCAAAGAUGGGGUAGAUUAUUGGAUUGUGAGGAACUCGUGGGGUCCCAACUGGGGAGAGAAUGGGUACAUCAGAUUGGAGCGAAAUGUGGCCAAUACAUCUACUGGGAAAUGUGGGAUUGCAAUAGAGCCCUCGUACCCUACCAAGAGCGGUCAGAAUCCUCCUAACCCCGGUCCAUCUCCUCCAUCUCCAGUAAAGCCUUCCACGGUUUGUGAUGACUACUACACUUGCCCUGAGGGAACCACUUGCUGCUGUGUAUACGAGUAUGGUAACUACUGCUUCGGUUGGGGAUGCUGCCCCCUUGAAUCUGCCACUUGCUGCGAUGAUCACUCAAGCUGCUGCCCCCAUGACUAUCCCAUCUGUGACCUUGAUGUUGGGACUUGCCUAAUGAGCAAGAACAACCCAAUGGGAGUAAAAGCGUUGAAGCAAAGUCCGGCUAGGUCAAACUGGGCUCGCCUGCAUUCCAGCAGGAAGAUCAGCAAUGCUUGAUGAGCACAUUCGGUUUUUAUGGGGUCUUGAUGAGCACAAUUUCA
This is a messenger RNA of Ilex paraguariensis (yerba mate), 737 nucleotides long. The record is from the annotation of a GenBank genome assembly. Lineage: Eukaryota; Viridiplantae; Streptophyta; Magnoliopsida; Aquifoliales; Aquifoliaceae.